Suncus etruscus (white-toothed pygmy shrew) is the source of this 1737-nucleotide messenger RNA. It is a transcript of the gene NOX4, whose product is annotated as NADPH oxidase 4. Gene Ontology annotation, biological process: superoxide anion generation; defense response. Bases 1 to 1737 code for a protein of 578 amino acids. The record is from RefSeq and is a predicted model, not a curated record. Gene Ontology annotation, molecular function: superoxide-generating NAD(P)H oxidase activity. NCBI's taxonomy places the organism in Eukaryota, Metazoa, Chordata, Mammalia, Eulipotyphla, Soricidae. The transcript is spliced from 19 exons. Gene Ontology annotation, cellular component: plasma membrane; NADPH oxidase complex.
AUGGCUGUGUCCUGGAGGAGCUGGCUGGCCAACGAGGGGGUUAAGCACCUCUGCCUGUUUAUCUGGCUCUCCUUGAAUGCCUUCCUUUUCUGGAAAACCUUUUUCCUGUAUAAACAAGGACCGGAGUUUUACUACAUCUACCAGAUGUUGGGGCUAGGGUUGUGUCUAAGCAGAGCCUCUGCAGCCAUUCUUAAUCUCAACUGCAGCUUUAUACUUUUCCCUAUGUGCCGAACUCUCCUGUCGUACAUCCGAGGGUCUCAGAAGGUUCCAAGUAGAAGAACCAGAAGACUAUUAGAUAAAAGCAGGACAUUCCACAUAACUUGUGGUAUUACCAUCUGUAUUUUCUCAGGUGUGCAUGUUGCUGCCCAUCUGUUAAAUGCCUUGAACUUUUCUGUGAACUACAACAAGGAGUUCCCUGAACUGAAUGCAGCAACACACCAAGAUGAGGAUCCUAGAAAAUUUCUCUUCACAACUGUUCCUGGUCUGACAGGAGUCUGUAUGGUAUUAGUGCUCUUCUUAAUGGUUACAGCUUCUACAUAUGCCAUGAGAGUUUCUAACUAUAACAUCUUCUGGUAUACUCAUAAUCUCUUCUUUGUCUUCUACAUGCUGCUGAUACUGCAUGUUUCAGGAGGGCUAUUGAAAUAUCAAACUAAUUUAGAUACCCACUCACCUGGCUGCAUCUAUCUCAAUGGAACUCUUUACCAGAAUAUUCACUCACUAGAUAAUAUCUCAAAAUACAUAAAUGAACAUUUCCCUCAAGGAUAUUCAAAAUCAGACGACCCAACCAACAAAGCAUUUAAGAAGAUUUGUAUGGAGAAACCUAUAUUUCGAGCUAACUUUCCACAGACUUGGAUUUGGAUAUCUGGACCUUUGUGCCUGUAUUUUGCUGAAAGACUUUACAGGUGUAUUCGUAGCAGUAAGCCAGUUACCAUCCUUUCGGUCAUAAGUCAUCCAUCAGAUGUCAUGGAAGUCCGAAUGAUCAAAGAAAAUUUUAAAGCAAGACCUGGCCAGUAUAUUAUUCUACACUGUCCCAGUGUGUCUGCAGUAGAAAAUCAUCCGUUCACUCUCACAAUGUGUCCUACUGAAACCAAAGCAACCUUUGGGGUCCACUUCAAAAUAGUGGGAGACUGGACAGAGCAAUUUCGAGAUUUGCUACUCCCUCCAUCUAGUCAAGACUCUGAGAGUCUGCCCUUUAUUCAGUCUACAAAGUAUCCCAAGCUCUAUGUUGAUGGUCCAUUUGGAAGUCCCUUUGAGGAAUCGCUUAACUAUGAGGUUAGCCUCUGCGUGGCUGGAGGCAUUGGAGUGACUCCAUUUGCAUCAAUACUCAACACCUUGCUGGAUGACUGGAAACAAUACAAGCUCAGAAGAUUAUAUUUUAUUUGGGUGUGCAGAGAUAUUCAAUCCUUCCUUUGGUUUGCAGACUUACUCUGCAUAUUGCAUAACAAGUUUUGGCAAGAAAACAGACCUGAUUAUAUGAACAUCCAGCUGUACCUCAGUCGAACAGAUGGAAUACAGAAGAUAAUUGGAGAUAAAUAUCAGGCACUGAAUUCAAGACUUUGUAUUGGACGUCCUCCAUGGCAAUUUCUUUUUGCUCAAAUAGCAAAAUGUAACAGAGGGAAAACAGUCGGUGUUUUUUGCUGUGGACCCAGAUCCAUUUCUAAGAUUCUUCAUAAAUUGAGUAAUCAUAACAACUCAUAUGGGACAAAAUUUGAAUACAAUAAAGAAUCUUUCAGUUGA